GUCAGAAACUAGUUGGUCGAUAGCUGACCAAUUGGUCAGCUACAGACCAAUUGGCCAGCUACCGACCGAUCGGCCAGCUACAAUCCGACCAGUGCAUGGAUUUAGUUUAGGUUUAUUACGAGUGAUAUCUCCUAGCACUUCUCCCCAUUAUUUUCCCGCCAUAUCUUCUCCCACUCCCGUUCACACCGCCGUAUUUCCCUCCCGCCCUUGCCGCCACCCUUCUCGCCACUUCUUCCCGCCACCAUCUCCCGCUAAAUUUAUCCCGCCACCAUCUCCCGCUAUAUUUUCCCGCCACGCUCUCAGAUUUUUCCCUAUAAAAGCAGGCAUCGACACUCAUCGCUGCACAAGUGCUUCUAUCUCUCUAUUUUUUCUGUUGGCUCACCCUUAGCCAUCAUGAGUGUGCCGUGCUCUGACCAGGAGUUAAGGCCGGUGAAGGCGAAGGCUGCAAGUUUGCCCCCGGGUGUGACUGCGGAGCGGUGUUGGUGCGGCCGUCUUGCUAAGGUUAAGCAGGUGGAGGAUUUCUCCGAUUGGUUCGGCAUGAAAUUUUUCAUGUGUGCGAGCUAUGAGCAUGAUCCACCCCGUAGUUCAGCUUCGUCGUCCACCAGGCCGCCGUCUCCCCCGCCCCUAUGCAAAUGGUUUCACUGGAUAGACACAGAGCAGUCGGAUUGGACGCGCCAGGAGGUUGAGGAGAAACACCGGCGUGCGUGGGCAACGUUCUUUGAGGAGGAGCAUCAGGAAAAGGCUCGUGCUAAUGCUAAAGCAGAGCGAGAGAGACAGAUCCAGAAACUAAGGGCAGACCAAGCUCGUAAUCGCGAGCCGACGAACAGCGAGAUGAAGAAGAAAAGAGGAAGGAAGAAGAAAGAGAACAGCGGCGGGGAGCGUCUGCGGGCCGACAGAAAAGAUGCCAUGCAGGGUCGGGCCCCAGCCGACCGAUCGGUCAGCUGCUGA
Lolium perenne is the source of this 948-nucleotide messenger RNA. NCBI's taxonomy places the organism in Eukaryota, Viridiplantae, Streptophyta, Magnoliopsida, Poales, Poaceae. The record is from RefSeq and is a predicted model, not a curated record.